AUGUACCUGGAGCCUGCAACUGUCAUUCGAAGUGUAGGGAAUCCAGUCCAGGACGCUAACAUGAUGAUGGACCCGAAUUUCGAGAUUGCGGAUCUUCCAGUAAAGCUUGAAUUGCGUUACGUCAUAGAAUCAAAGAUGGCGGCUCAUGGCGUGGAAUGUCCGAAAGUUGAUUACCGCACAAAAGAUCUCAAGAACCAACAAGUAUUUGUGUGCUCCUUUAUUUUUGGGCAUUUUUUAAAAACAUUAAAAUGUCAUUUUUUGCUUUAAGUUUCAGCUAAUAGUCUAAAUCGGUUUAUUGUUUUGCACAUUUUAAUAAAAAACUCUUUCCCGAUAUGGUGACCGCCGCUUAACAUUGAAAUGUUUUUCCUUAGCAAACGUGAUCGUCAGGAAAGGCGAUCGAAAACUAUGUAAAACAUGGGUAUCUCUUGCCGCAAGACACGGGCUAGCAACUGCGAUUUGUGAAAUAAGGAGAUACAAUGCCGCAAGCCAAGGAAUUUGUAAUUACCAAUGGUGAAUGUUGUUUCUUUUAACUUGCUUACCAUUUCAAAACUUUACCUUGCAUUCCACGGAACAUGAUAACCCACAUCGUAUGAUUUUGCCAUAACCGGUUGGUAGCUUGCCAUGUACGGCCUUUGUUACAUCUCUGAGCAGUCCGUACAAACAGGAAAAUGUAAACCCUACAGGAAGAAUAGAAAGUUUUCGGGCGAAUAAGCAUUUUUAUAAUAAUAGAAUAGAACAAAAGAAGGUUUGUCCAGACUACAAUUACCCGAGAAGUCUUAUUUUUCGCAGCUGAAAAAGUACUACAAGCCAAGAGCGGGUGUAUGACUCCGUGCCGGGGAUAAUAUAUAGAUUUAGCCAGAGCUAAAAGCGAAGCUCUCGAUAAUAUUUAAAGUUUGUCCAAACCAAAUAUAGAAUCGUGUAGUGCUAAACGGCGAAGGCAACGCCGGAGAACAGUGAAAAACAACAAUAGGUCUAAUUAGCAAAAAAGCAACUUUGCUCGUGCAAAAGUGCAGCCCACUUUUCUUGUAAAUUUCUUUGCCGCUGUUUUGCACGACUUCAAUGUGAAACUUCCAGAAACUUCUUUGUUACACGCUUUUUGGAGGAAAUGUCUUACGUGUUCUCGUUCACCUUUUUUUUUCACUGCUGCUCAUUUUCACCUUGCAUUGUUCGCCACUAGCAUUUCUCAUUUUGUCACCGCCGCUACAAAGUUUUCAUGUUGUUCUUCCAACAAAAAGAAAUGUCUCCUUUGUUUUUUUUUUCCUCGUUGAGCUUGGCUGGCCUGCCGCCUACUUUCUCUUUUCCUCUGUCUUUCUCUUGCUCUAUAUUCUAAAUUUGUGGUCAUGACAAUUAAUCUAUUAAGCUUAAUACUUUAGACACCACAGAUACAGAAACAAUCUCCGCUUUCCGUUUUCGUCUUUAUUGACUGUUUAGUUGUCCCUGCUUUACAAGACGCCGGUAGCUAGGUGAUUUCCCGCCAAAAUAACCCCGAGUUGCAUUUGCGUUGCCAUACCUGUUGAUUGAGUUCGGUCGCUCGGUGUACGGUCACGUGAUUACCAAAUUUUCUAGGAUGAGUAGAUUUACUUGCGCUCUUGGAGCUCUGCUAAAAAGUUAUUUUAAUAAGUAUCUGGAUGAUAUGAUUCAGAAAAUGUCCUCCUAUUCAGAACAAAACUUAUUUUAAUUACUCGUACUAGUAACCGGCAAUGGUGCACAAACAAAUUUAUACUAGAGACGAGUUAUCCGUCUGGUAAUUCGUCUAAGUAUAAAUCCGAAGACGAAUUUUGCUACAUAAUUUGUCCAGAUAUUUUAAGCGGGAAACGACCGCGGGAAACAGGAAACAUUGCGAAAAUGUAGAAACCAGUCCCUCUCAUGUGGAAACUUCGUCAAAAAACCAUUCCUCUUGAUAUAAAUUUAGAGACGGAUAAUCUGUGUAAGACGAUAUAUCCGUCUAUAAGCACGUCUUGAAGACGUGCUAACAGACGAAUCAGCGUCAGACGAGUUUGACUCCAUAAUUCGUCUUAGCACCGAAUUUAUACUAGAGACGAAUUAUCCGUCUGAGACGGAUAAUCCGUCUAGAAAGAUAAUUCGUCUCUAGUAUAAAUUCGACCAAUGAUACGGUAAAAACAUGAAUAUUAAGGAUAAAACUGUUAAGUUUCUCUUGAAACGGGAAAAACUAGUUGAAAAGCAUCACCCGCAAACUUGUGUACGGCGUCCGCAGUUUCUUCGACAGAUGAAUGCUACGCUAGGCAGUGGGAAUUCAUUACUCAUAAACAAUCAUUUAAUGCUAUUGGCAUCAUGUAACCUUAGAAAAAUCAAGUUUAAUCGCUCCACUUAAAUCUAACUGCUUAACCGAACCAUUCUUCCCGCUUGGACACUUAACGCCAAGUGGUCACAUACAACGGUUGCCGAUUCCAAGUCUAAAAGUGGUCUAAUACACGCGUGGGAGGUUGUAAAUAGAUGCUACAAAAGACCAUUCAUUGUCGGCCGGUAUGAACCUGUUAAACACUCUGACACCGUAACACUAAUUACAAUUUUCGCGCCAAUUUUCCUUGCGGGUGGGAAGAGGGGGGGGGGGGGGGGGGGGUCAUUCAAUCUGUGGAGGGUAAAAGAUACAUACUACUAUUGGACAAAACAAGCAGCAUUUUUUCUCUCAACAUACAAACCACUUUUUUUGUUUUUUAUACUUUUCGUGCAAGAAAAGCAAAUCAUCCAAAUAACGAUGUUUUUAUUUACAUACAUGUUAUCGAUAGCCAGACGGCUUUUGGUGUUCUAGAGGGAAGGUGGGUGAUAACGCAUGGUGUGGGAUGUAGAAAAACGAUUGACAACUCGCCGUCUUGUUCCGGCGGUGAGUCAUUGUUCAAACGAUGCGCGGUAGAGAUAGUUAUUUUUGCGGGUGGUCUCCGUUUUGGGGGGGGGGGGGGGGGGGGGGGGGGGGGCUCUGAAUCAUUGGAAGGAUAAGAUAACAUUAUGCAAUUAGUUCCAAAACAGGUUGAAUUAUCUUCCUAACUAAAAACCACUUUUUUUGGUUCGUUUAAAUGUUGGCAGACGAAAGCACAUCGUACAUAUCAAGAGAUCUUAAUUUAUAUAGAUGUAAGGAUUUAAGUAGAAAGUGUAUGUACGUUAUUUAAGUAAACUUCUCCCCCGGAAAACAACCUGUCAUGAUCUAUCUAUGACUUAUGUUUAUGUAAGAGGUGCUUAGCUGAUUCUUCGUCAGCUUUUUCAAGAAGCUGGGGGAAUUAUGUUAUUUUAUAACAUCCUAUAUUUAGUUGUAGUUCUUCUGAGUUCUUCUUCCUUUCUUAUCUUCAUAUGUUCGUUGGCGACUUUUUCUUUCCAUUGAUGCAGCUCACCCCCGAAGAAGAACAGAGACGGAAGCUUCGACGAGAACGGAACAAGGUGGCUGCCUCGAAAUGUCGGAUGAAGCGAAAGGAACAUGUAAACACGCUGAGAAAGGUUGGUGCCCGAUAUAUUAUCUUGAGAGAGACUGUUCAGUUGUUCGUAAAUACUUCAGUAAUAUAUAUUUAGCAAACGAGGCUCUUCUGGCUGCUGGUAAUUUGUUGCUUGCAACGAGUCUCUCGGUAGCAGAAAACAAAAUUGUGACAGUUUGACAACAAUCGUUCAAUCCACCAGUAAGCCAGAACGAUUUUUGGUACUGACUUCCUCUGACUUGGUGGUACUGAGAGUGAGCGCUAGAGGCCCAUGUUACCAAUUUAAGUGGCCUGUCAAUGGUAGGUGUUUAGAUCUUGUUUACUGCUCUUCUGUUUAUUCACCGAUCUUUGUCCUUGACUGUCUGACGUUUGUUACAGUCGUCGUAAGUUAGUGGUCGGUUUCGUAUCCUGCUAGGUUACAGGAAAAGUGGAACUGUUUCAGUGUAGGUAUGGAAAUUAGUCGCUAUCGUAACUGGACCAUGCAGGUUAACGCUUGUAUUUUAUUUAGUUCGCCGUUCCUUUAAGUGUUUCGUCUAACAAAUGCGCGUUGUGUUGUUUUUACUGAAAACGCUGCCUGGGUAUUCUGUUUCGUUGUGUUGGCUUUCAGGCGUCUCUAGCUGCCCCUGGUCAUUCGCCCCGGCUUUCUUUCAUUUAUAAUACUACAAGAAUUCUUCCGGCGUAAAUAACCCCUAUAAUAUUUUCAGUUGUGUUCCGUCUUUUUCAGGCCUCGGAAGAGUUGGAGGCGGCCAACAGUCAGCUGGAAUCUGAAAUCGCUUACCUCACAGCCGAGAGAGAACAACUUGAAAUGAUGCUCGAUGCGCAUGUCUGUAAUAUGGAGAAAGUCACUGGCCGAGGACCUGCUUAAUCACAGCUGCAUCUUUUAGAUGUUGUCUUUACGAACAUGUUGACGGAUGUCUCCACCAGCUACGACGUCAUAUUUUUGAAAUGCUCAAGAAAGAA
Messenger RNA from Porites evermanni, 4382 nucleotides. The record is from the annotation of a GenBank genome assembly. Lineage: Eukaryota; Metazoa; Cnidaria; Anthozoa; Scleractinia; Poritidae.